AAAAAAAGAAGUUAAUACACGAACAAAGACUAUUGCCUCGCAGCAUCUUCUUCUCCUACUCCGAAGCUGCAGAGCUAGGGUUUAAUUGGAUCGAUUAGCUGCAGAAUUAUUACAAGCAAAAGGAGAAUGGCGUGUGUUUAUAUUCCGGUACAGAACUCCGAAGAGGAGGUCAGAGUCUCUCUCGAUCAGCUGCCCAGAGACGCCACCGACAUUCUCGAUAUCUUAAAAGCUGAACAGGCUCCUCUUGAUCUCUGGCUCAUCAUCGCUAGGGAGUACUUUAAACAAGGAAAGGUUGAACAAUUUCGCCAAAUAUUGGAAGAAGGGUCUAGUCCUGAGAUUGAUGAGUACUAUGCUGAUGUGAGAUAUGAGAGGAUCGCCAUACUAAAUGCUCUAGGAGCCUACUAUAGCCACCUGGGGAAAAUUGAGACCAAACGAGAAAAGGAGGAUUAUUUUAUUAAAGCUACACAAUACUACAAUAAAGCGUCAAGAAUAGAUAUGCACGAGUCUUCUACUUGGGUUGGCAAAGGUCAACUUUUACUAGCUAAAGGUGAUUUAGACCAGGCAUCUUCUGCAUUUAAGAUUGUAUUGGAUGGAGAUAGGGAACAUGUUCCAGCCCUUCUUGGUCAGGCAUGUGUCCAGUUCAGCCGUGGAAAAUAUUUGGAGUCUUUGGAGUUGUACAAGAGGGCCUUGCAAGUAAACCCACAGUGCCCUGCAGCUGUAAGACUUGGCAUUGGCAUGUGUCGUUAUAAAUUGGGUCAACAUGAAAAGGCUAAGCAAGCAUUUAAACGCGUUUUGCAGUUGGACCCCGAAAAUGUUGAGGCUCUUGUGGCACUUGGAAUUUUGGACUUGCAAAUUAAUGAAGCUGCUGGUAUUAGAAGGGGAAUGGAAAAGAUGCAGAGAGCUUUUGAAUUUUAUCCGUAUUGUGCAACGUCACUUAAUUAUCUAGCAAACCAUUUCUUCUUCACUGGUCAACAUUUCCUGGUUGAGCAACUCACUGAAACUGCUCUUGCUGUAACUAAUCACGGGCCAACAAGGGCACACUCUUAUUAUAACCUAGCACGUUCGUACCAUAGUAAGGGGGAUUUUGAAAAGGCUGGACUGUACUACAUGGCAUCUGUAAAAGAAAUUGAUAAGCCUAAAGAAUUUGUUUUACCUUAUUAUGGUCUUGCACAAGUUCAAUUGCAUUUGGGAGAUCUGCGAAGUUCCCUUGCAAACUAUGAAAAAGUUUUGGAGGUGGCCCCUGAAAACUGUGAGACUCUGAAAGCUGUUGGUCAUAUAUUUGUUCAGCUUGGACAGUCUGAGAAGGCCUUGGAAUACCUGAAAAAAGCUACAAAGUUCCAUCCACGUGAUCACGAGGCAUUUAUAGAUCUGGGUGAGCUGCUGAUCUCAACUGAUGCUGGAGCUGCUUUAGAUGCCUUCAAAAGUGCGCGCGCUCUAUUGAAAAAGGGUCAUGAAGAGAUACCGAUAGAUCUACUCAAUAAUAUUGGGGCCCUUCAUUUUGAAAGGGAAGAGUAUGAGCUUGCUGAAGAAGCAUUUAAGGAGGCUCUAGGUGAUGGUGUAUGGCGCAAGUUAAUUGAUACUGAUACUAAGGGCAACAGACAACAGCCUGAUCCUAUCAAAGAAGCAUUGUACAAGCCGUUGGAUGCUAGUGCAUCUGUUGAGAAGUAUAGGGACACACAGUUGUUCAGCCAGAUUGAGGAAGCAGGAGUUUCUGUGGAACUGCCUUGGAUUAAAAUCCCACCACUAUUUAACCUUGGCACACUACUAGAGCAUUUACACAGAACUGAAAUGGCUAGCAUAUUAUACCGUCUGAUCUUGUUCAAGUAUCCCGAGUACAUAGAUGCUCAUCUCCGGCUCGCUGCUAUCGCAAAAGCUCAAAACAAUUUUCACCUAAGCAUUCAACUGGUUCGUGAUGCCUUAAAGAUAGAUGACAAAUGCCCAAAUGCAUUACUAAUGCUCGGUGACUUGGAGCUUAAAAAUGAUGACUGGGUCAAAGCAAAAGAAACGUUCAAAGCUGCAAAUGAUGCAACCAAUGGAAAAGAUUCUUAUGCCACACUUUGUUUGGGAAACUGGAAUUACUUUGCAGCAGUUCGUUUCGACAAAAGAAAUGCAAAGUUGGAAGCAACACAUCUGGAAAAAGCUAAAGAACUUUACACAAAAGUCCUGGUUCAGCAUUCUUCUAAUCUAUAUGCUGCCAAUGGCGCUGGUGUAGUACUGGCAGAAAAAGGUCAUUAUGAUGUUGCAAAGGAACUUCUUACACAGGUUCAAGAGGCUGCAAGUGGAAGCAUUUUUGUCCAGAUGCCAGGCGUGUGGAUAAAUCUAGCACAUAUUCAUUUUGCUCAAGGAGAUUUUGCUCUGGCUAUCAAGAUGUAUCAAAAUUGUCUGCGUAGGUUUUUCUACAAUACAGACAGUAAUGUUCUUCUGUAUCUAGCUCGUACGCAUUAUGAAGCUGAACAAUGGCAAGACUGUAAAAGGACUUUACUAAGAGCAAUCCAUUUGGCUCCUUCAAAUUACACUUUGAGAUUUGAUGCUGGUGUGACAUUGCAGAAAUUCUCAGCAUCCACUUUACAGAAGACAAAAAGGACUGUAGACGAGGUACGUGCAACAGUUGCCGAGCUUACAAAUGCAGUUCGUUUGUUUAGUCAGCUAUCUGCAGCUUCAAAUCUUCACAUUCAUGGAUUUGAUGAAAAGAAAAUAGAAACUCAUGUUGGAUAUUGCAAGCACUUACUGGAGGCUGCAAAAGUUCAUUUAGAGGCAGCUGAGCGUGAAGACCAGCUAAAUAAGCAGAGACAAGAACUUGCUCGCCAGGUUACAUUGGCUGAGGAAAAUCGCCGCAAAGCUGAAGAACAGAAGAAACUGCAGUUGGAGAAGAGAAAACAGGAGGAAGAAUUAAAGCAAAUGCAGCAACAGGAGGAGCAUUUAGAGCGUAUGAAGGAACAAUGGAAGCACACUUCUGCCUCCAAGCGUAAAGAUAGGACACAUGCUGAAGACGAGAAUGGAGGGCGUAGUGAAAAGAGGAGGAGAAAAGGAGAAAAGAAGAGAAAAAGAGAAAAGAAGUCACGUUAUGAGACAGAGGAAGCAGGUGACAUGGACGAUCAAGAAGAAAUGGAAAUGGAAGAUGAGUAUGUUAAUAGGAACUACAAGCAGACUGAUAAUACAAUGAACGAUGAUGGUGAUGAAGUUGACGAGAAUCCACAGGAUCUUCUUGCAGCUGCUGGGCUGGAAGAUUCUGAUGCUGAGACUGACGCAGUGGAAAAUCCAUCAGCUGCAAAUAGAAAGCGGAGGGCGUGGUCAGAAUCUGAUGAUGAUGAACCAACCACACGACAUACUGAGUCCAGUCCGAUAAGAGAAAAUUCUGCAGAGAUGCAGGUAAGUGAUGGUGACUAGGAACAACGAUGGAUGAGCUGGGAUUCUGGCUGUCUAGUGUUACAAGCAUAACUUUUAACAGAAGAUAGGUGCAAUUUCAAUUUUGAACUGAUCGGCCAUUUUACUCUUGAGUUGUGCGUGAGGUUCUUAGUUGCCCCUUGGAGCAUUUGUAUGUAUUAAUGAGCUUUCUCUAUGUAAGCGUGACUCUUUCUGGCCCCUCCAGCAUGGUUGCAGGUGCAUACCAAUUUUAGGCUAUUAGCUGUGUAAAAGCAUAAGAGCAGUCUUCAAUCUUCAUGGGUCCUCUUUUAGCUUUUGGUUUUGAUCCUCAAGUCAAAUUAACUUUUGAGGAACAAUUUAUAACCCAGUUGUCUUUAGGUACUAUAUUAAGGUACAUUAAUCGACCACAAAACUCAAGCCUAUUUAUUUUUCUAAAUUUCUUUGUAAAUAAAAUAUUUAUAGUUUGGAGAGUGCA
This is a messenger RNA of Daucus carota subsp. sativus, 3838 nucleotides long. RefSeq names its product protein CTR9 homolog. Gene Ontology annotation, biological process: transcription elongation by RNA polymerase II; regulation of DNA-templated transcription. Gene Ontology annotation, molecular function: RNA polymerase II complex binding. The transcript is spliced from 24 exons. Gene Ontology annotation, cellular component: Cdc73/Paf1 complex. Bases 127 to 3387 code for a protein of 1086 amino acids. Lineage: Eukaryota; Viridiplantae; Streptophyta; Magnoliopsida; Apiales; Apiaceae. The record is from RefSeq and is a predicted model, not a curated record.